CCUCUGUUCUUAUUUCUGUUUUUGUUUUCUAACGGAGAGAUAGAGAAGGAGAUGAUGUCUUAUCAGUUGUCCAGGUCUUCUUAUCAGGAUUCUUUGAGAAUGCUAGAGGCUGAUAUACAAUAUGCAAAUUCUAUGGCUGCUGCUAUUCCGAGGGCCAAGAGUGGUGCUUAUCUUCAAAUGAAAUUGGUGUACAACCGCUUGGCCCCUCUCUUCCUGUUUUUGCUACAAUGGAUGGAUAGUUCAUGUAUGUGUCUACUCCCUGGAUAUCUAGACCUCUUCCACGUUCUUGUAUACAAGGUAUAUGCAGAUGGGAGAUCAGAGAUGUCUACUCAUGGAAGGAAGGCAACAAUUAGGGAGUUUUAUGGUGUUAUAUUGCCAUCUCUUCAAAGGCUCCAUGGUUGCUUGGGGGAGUUGGAUGAUGAUGAGGAAAGGCGAUUUACAAUUGAUAGUUAUGGCCAGAAAAGACUUGGACAUGUUGACUGGGAAAGGGAAGAUGAAUGUGGAAUUUGCUUGGAGCCUUGCACCAAAAUGGUCUUACCAAAUUGUUGUCAUGCAAUGUGCAUCAAAUGCUACCGGAAUUGGAACACAAAGUCGGAGUCCUGCCCUUUUUGUCGUGGAAGCUUGAAAAGAGUUAACUCUGAAGAUUUAUGGGUGCUUACCUGCAACGAUGAUGUGGUCGACAAUGAAACUGUUUCCAAGGAGGACUUGUUGCGAUUCUACCUCUACGUCAACAGCCUUCCAAAGGACUGCUCGGAUGCACUUUUCUUGGUAUAUUAUGAGUACUUAAUUUGAUUCAAAGUAGUUCGGAAAAUGGUGUACAGAGAGAAAUCACCGACCAUCAAAUGUAAAUAGGGUUCGGUAAGUGAAAUCUAUCAACUUCUCCCAUUUUAGACUUUUCGAAAUCGAUGAAACAUC
Messenger RNA from Hibiscus syriacus, 915 nucleotides. Its product is annotated as E3 ubiquitin-protein ligase AIRP2-like. The transcript has 7 exons. Lineage: Eukaryota; Viridiplantae; Streptophyta; Magnoliopsida; Malvales; Malvaceae. The coding region runs from base 52 to 792 and encodes 246 amino acids. Gene Ontology annotation, molecular function: ubiquitin protein ligase activity. The record is from RefSeq and is a predicted model, not a curated record. Gene Ontology annotation, biological process: protein ubiquitination.